Molecule: messenger RNA, 1197 nt
Organism: Marasmius oreades (fairy-ring Marasmius)
Lineage: Eukaryota; Fungi; Basidiomycota; Agaricomycetes; Agaricales; Marasmiaceae
Exons: 3
Coding region: 132-437 (101 amino acids)
Source: RefSeq, a predicted model, not a curated record
GCACCUUCAAAAUCAACUACGAAAAUCCUCUGGAACGACUCCUGCGAAACUCGUGUGUAUUGGGUAGAGGAUACACAAACGCCACCAACUUACCCUCGCAAGAUCGCGGUAGAAAUGUAGCGACCCCCAAAAUGUCUGAUUCUUAUCCACAUCGGGAACUUCCUGCAACUACCAACAGCUGGUACUACGAAGAAUGGAGUGGUGGGCGGAAUGUCUGGCCGGGAUGGAUUCGAGUUCUAUGUUCCUCCGCAAUCAAUGGGCGUAAACCAUUCACACUAGGUUGGACUCACAGAGUUUUCUGGACAGUCAUCUGUUUGAGACGGGAUGAUAAUGUAUCGACAUGUCAAAGGGUCAUCUUCUCUGGCUACCUGCACGUAGACACGGCAUUUGUCAAGCAAGCGGCCGUUCUAAUGGUGGUGUUUCAGACUUUGGCUUAGCUGGGGUCGGUUUUAUGAACUCACCUUCGCAAACGUGCCCUGCAGUCCUAGCAUGGCGUCCUUCGCACUGUAUUCCAGCCUCAACCAACGUCCAACUCGUCAAGAAAGCAGAUAGUGUCAAGGAACCUGGUCCCAGAAAACCUUGAACUUCCGGACAGAGCAAACGCCAUAUCCAGCGUCAAGACGGUGUCGCUCGAAUCGGGUUCCCUCACUGGCUGCAAGAUCUUGGGACUAUCUUCAGUAAGCCUGCAGAGAUACGUUUCAAUGGUAUUGAACUAGUUUCAACAGUGCAGAAGGUCGAAGCGUGUCUUGCAACGCAUAGGUUAGGUGCCUUCUCGCUCGAAUUUCUACAGCCACACACCGUUUUUAAUUGUCCAAACCAUAUCAUAAAGCACGCCAAUCCUGUAGAUUCCUGUAGGUUUGACGAACGACGAUGGGGCCAGCGUGACGGUUGCGGGCAAGUUGUUUGCGGCUUCUUUUUUUCUCACCAUCUUCCCGUCCUGUUGCUCAGUUUGACAACAAUUGAUUCUCAAAGCUUAGCGUUAGACUUGUAUAAAGAAGGGCUACAUACAGGGUCGCGGUCUUGCCGGAAACAGCAAAUCUCUACAAUAUCCGCACGUCCCAACGCUACUGUCCGUCUGGCUCAUAGGUCCUUCUGGUUGUUCAAAGGUCUCAGAUCGAAUAGGAGACAGGGUCGAGUUGUACGAUAAUGCUCGGCAUGUCACAGGUCGUAGUCUGAAAUACAAGCUAACUCUCCAUA